AUGCCGACUAGAUUCAAACUCAAUACCGGCGCCGAAAUCCCGGCCAUUGGGUUUGGCACAUGGCAAGACGAACAAGCCCAGGAAGACGCCGUGACUGAGGCUCUGAAAGCUGGGUAUCGACAUAUAGACACGGCCAGAGUAUAUCUCACCGAGAAAGCCGUUGGCAAAGCCAUCAAGAAAAGUGGCAUCCCACGUCAUGAGCUCUUCGUCACGACCAAGUUGUGGAAUCACCAGCAUCACCCGGACGAUGUUCCAGCAGCACUCCAGCAAUCGCUCGAUGAUCUAGCGAUGGACUAUGUUGACUUAUACCUGGUUCAUUGGCCCGUUGCUUGGAAGCGCGGCGAGGAUCUCUUUCCCAAAAAAGACAACAAUUUCGUCUUGGAGGAGAUUGACUUUGUCGACACAUACAAGGCCAUGGAAAAGCUCUUGGACACGGGCAAGGUCAAAGCAAUCGGCGUCUCCAACUUUUCUCACGCGGAAAUGGAGCGGUUGCUGGAGAACACCUCCGUGGUUCCGGCGGUCCAUCAGAUGGAGUGUCAUCCCUGGCUCCAGCAGCGUUCGUUCGCUGCGUGGCAUCGACAGAGGGGCAUCCAUAUCACGCACUACUCGCCACUUGGUAAUCAGAAUCAACUCUAUCAAGCCAAGGGCGCUGUGGGCAAAUUGAUUGAAGAACCGACCCUCGCUGAAAUUGGCAAGCAGUAUGAUAAAAGCGCACCUCAAGUGACUCUAGCUUGGGGUGUGACGCAGGGGCAUUCGGUGCUUCCAAAGUCCAAGACCCCGUCUCGCAUUCAAAGCAAUCUCAAAGGCGAUUUUCGACUGAGCCCGCGUGACAUGGAAAAGAUUCAACACCUUGAUAGAAAGCUUCGCUUCAACGAUAGCAGUGGGGACUUUGGACGAGACUUUUUCACUGAUCUCGACGGCAAACAGCUAUGA
Messenger RNA from Penicillium oxalicum, 933 nucleotides. RefSeq names its product aldo/keto reductase. The coding region runs from base 1 to 933 and encodes 310 amino acids. The transcript is spliced from 4 exons. Gene Ontology annotation, cellular component: cytosol. NCBI's taxonomy places the organism in Eukaryota, Fungi, Ascomycota, Eurotiomycetes, Eurotiales, Aspergillaceae. Gene Ontology annotation, molecular function: aldose reductase (NADPH) activity. The record is from RefSeq and is a predicted model, not a curated record.